Messenger RNA from Trametes versicolor FP-101664 SS1, 807 nucleotides. RefSeq lists its product as uncharacterized. The transcript has a single exon. Bases 1 to 807 code for a protein of 268 amino acids. The record is from RefSeq and is a predicted model, not a curated record. Gene Ontology annotation, molecular function: zinc ion binding; nucleic acid binding. NCBI's taxonomy places the organism in Eukaryota, Fungi, Basidiomycota, Agaricomycetes, Polyporales, Polyporaceae.
AUGUCAAGUAUCGAAGCAGCCCGAUGGCUCCUCAAGCCCACGGUAGCCAAGCCGUUCGCACGCAAGAUGGGGAUGGCGGCGCAAGUGGUCGAACGCACGUACAGACUGGUCGCCGAGCGCGUCCCAGUCUCGUUUGACCCGCGCGAUCUGUCGUCCCUGCGAGCGGUCGAGGCCGCCCACAAGCUCAAGUCGGGGGCGCUGGGCCGCGCGGAGUGGAUCAAGCCGAUGGAGCGUCGCUUCCCUGGACAGAGGACGGCACAUCUGAUGCUCACGGUAACGGGUAUCGAACAAGCCAACACUGCGCUGAAAGGGCUCUCUAUCGCAGGACGCAAGAUUCUAGUGCGCAGGGACAUGGAUGAGCCGAAAAGAUGCGCCCGGUGUCAAGCGUACGGGGGGCAUUUCGCCCGGGACUGCAAGGCACAGCACGACGUCUGCGCCAAUUGCGCGGCCGGCCACCCGACGUCUCAAUGCCAGGUGGCGGCGGACCCAUCCAGGUACCGCUGCGCAAACUGCAACGAGGAUGGCCACGCUGCGUGGGACCGCGCGUGUCCCGCGCUGCGUACGAGGGUGAGCGCACAGGUGCACAGGAAGGCCGACAGCGGCUUCCGCUUCUUCGUGACAAACGCGCCGGACACUUGGGUCUCGGACGAAGAAGAGCUGGCCAGAGCGCCUCCGCCGCCCACCGUCUGGUCGCAGGUGCGGCACCGGUUCGAAGAGGCCGACGGCGACCACCGCCCCUCGCAAGCCAGGCUCGACAGCUUUCUCGGAGCACCUAGGCAGCCGGCCGACUCUGACCCUCGCCAAUGA